Necator americanus (New World hookworm) is the source of this 1149-nucleotide messenger RNA. RefSeq lists its product as uncharacterized. The coding region runs from base 1 to 1149 and encodes 382 amino acids. Gene Ontology annotation, molecular function: hexosyltransferase activity. The transcript has 10 exons. Gene Ontology annotation, cellular component: Golgi membrane. The record is from RefSeq and is a predicted model, not a curated record. Lineage: Eukaryota; Metazoa; Nematoda; Chromadorea; Rhabditida; Ancylostomatidae.
AUGUUCUACAGGCAUACAAUCGUUAAAAGGUUCGGAGUCAUCUUGUUGCUUGUCUGCUCACUGUUUCUACUGGAAUCUAACGUUCCCGUGCUCUUCGUGAGACGCAGUAGCAUGCACGAAUAUAUUCUUCACGAAAUUAAUUUCCAUAAUUAUACACUCUACUACAAACAUAUUAUGUUGCCAGAUCUCUCAAUGUGCAAUGGAUUACAGGAUGUUGUGUUCAAGGACGACAGCCGAAUCAUCCGAGCUACCGCGUCAGGCGAUAAUACCAGUCCAUCGAUUAAGUCAUCGGCCGUUAAUGGGCGCCGCGCUGAAAUAAGAAACUUAUUGAUGGUCGCAACUGUACUGUCCACAGUUAACCGCUGGGAAGCACGCCGAGCUAUUCGCGAGACUUGGGCAUCCAAAGAAGAGUCACAAUCUAUGAAAGAUGGUCGCGUUGUGGUCUUCUUUUUAAUCUCUGAACCGAACUCUACAUAUGAAUUAUUCAUGCUACACGAAGAGCAACAAAAUUACAGGGAUUUAAUCGUUACCGACUUGAAAGAAUCAUACGAAAAUCUUGUACUUAAGGUGUACGCGUCCAUCGUAUUCCACCAACAGUACUGCCCGGUGGCGCCGUUUCUUAUGAAAAUCGACGACGAUGUAGGGAUUCAUCUUGAUCGCAUGUUCCGUUUAUGGACCAUGGAUGCCAGAGACACCAAAUCCUUAUAUUGUCAAGUGUUGUCAGAUACAACUCCAGAAAGGCGAAGUUAUCAUAAAUGGUAUAUGCCCUAUGAAAAAUGGCCUGAUUCAUUCUAUCCCGACUACUGUAAUGGACCAAUGUAUGUAAUGGGUAAAGCUGCAGGACAAAAUAUACUCGACAAGGCGCAAAUUUUCGCACCGAUGUCACUCGAGGAUUUAUUUUACACCGGUGUGGUUGCUGAGUCAGCUGAGGUGCGCAAAGUUAACUGGAGCAGGAAUAUAGUAAAUACCGCUCAGAAAUUUUGGAAAGGACAACUACAAUGCGACGAAUCCAACAGACGCCUAUUAUUUUCUGUUCAUUCAUUGAAAAAGCCGGAAAAUCUGCGUAAAGGUUUCCAACUUAUGAAGAAUUACUUGUGCUAUACUCCUCCAUCCGAUGAGCAAAGGAAUACGCCCCGAGAAGAAUCAUGA